CUUCCUACAAAGAACUUUCUUCACGCGUCGCGGACAGCCAAAGUAGAAAGACGACGACGAGAUAAUGGUGAUUGUACCAACUUGAUAUUCAAAGCUUUAUCGCGUCCUGCUUCUUGAGCAUGCCACGCGCUUUUGCGCCUACCAACAAUCUCGUUUUCUCGCCCGGCUAGGACCCUGAAAAGAUGGAGGUUGCUAACGGUAGUUCUGCGGCUCAGGGCCAAAAUGGCUCAUCUGAAGGCAGCAACGGAUACAAACUGAAAUUCUGCACUGUCUGUGCCAGUAACAACAAUCGAUCUAUGGAGGCCCAUCUCCGGCUUUCGCAGGCGGAUUACCCUGUCAUCUCCUUCGGCACGGGUUCUCUCGUCCGCUUGCCUGGACCAACCAUUACCCAACCUAACGUAUAUCACUUUAACAAAACAUCCUACGACAGCAUGUUCAAGGAACUUGAGUCCAAGGACGCUCGACUGUAUAAGAAUAAUGGUAUCCUGAAUAUGCUGAAUCGUAAUCGCGGGGUCAAAUGGGGCCCAGAGCGCUGGCAAGAUUGGCAGGUUGGUGUGCCUCGCCUGCAGCACGCUAAGGACCGUGGCAGCGAGGGUACUGAGGGUGGCCUGGUCGAUAUUGUCAUUACCUGCGAAGAACGAUGCUGGGACGCCGUUGUGGAUGACCUCAUGAACAGAGGCUCUCCCCUUAACCGACCUGUCCAUGUCAUCAAUGUUGAGAUCAAGGAUAAUCACGAGGAGGCUGCCGUUGGUGGUCAAGGUAUCCUGGAUCUUGCCAAUUCCCUGAAUGCAGCGGCUCGGGAAGAGCGUGAUGCUGUUGGUGCCUCUGCCUUCGACAACGGUUCCGCGUCGAGCAGAGCUACGUUUGAUGAGCGAGUACCUGACAUUCUCGCUUCAUGGCAGGAAAGAUGGCCCAACCUGCCAGCAACCUGGACUGUGGCUUGGUUCUGAUCCUCGUAAGAGCUCACUUUUUUACAUGCUUUGGUGAGGUGACUGGACACCAUUCGAUAACGACUUGAAGCUUGGGUAUACUGCCACGUCCCACGUGGCUUGACACCGUAUUGUCAAAUAUCUCGAAGCUCAAAUGUUCCUGGUAGAAAGAUCGGUAGAACAGACCUUCAGAGGACUUAGAUGAGGGAUAAGCUUUCUCGCUCCCAGUCGUAGACACCCGGACCUGGUCAUAUCGUGACAACUGCAGCACAUACCCAGAGUUUACAGUUUGGACAUUGAGGCCGCCAACACUACGGAACAGGUUCUUCCAUCAUAUUCACCUGUCGUCACGGACAGACUGGGAUCAAGGUCUUCACGUGCUGGGUCAUGUACGGAUGGACUUGUGGGAGAUUGAUAUGUCAUCCUUGCGACCCAAAAAAGCCCACAAAACCCAUUUCCACCGGUUCAUCCGCUGCUAUUCCUGAUAUGGGUUUACGAUCAAGCAGAUCAUAGUGGACGGUUUCUUAGGCCCCCCACAGUGUAUUAGACGCAACCAUAUUACAGGCAGAUGAAUAAUGUCGAUCUUUGACCGGCUUCUCGAUUAACA
This is a messenger RNA of Fusarium graminearum PH-1, 1536 nucleotides long. RefSeq lists its product as uncharacterized. Bases 183 to 950 code for a protein of 255 amino acids. Gene Ontology annotation, cellular component: nucleus; mRNA cleavage and polyadenylation specificity factor complex. The transcript has 3 exons. Gene Ontology annotation, molecular function: RNA polymerase II CTD heptapeptide repeat phosphatase activity. Gene Ontology annotation, biological process: termination of RNA polymerase II transcription. Lineage: Eukaryota; Fungi; Ascomycota; Sordariomycetes; Hypocreales; Nectriaceae. The record is from RefSeq and is a predicted model, not a curated record.